AUGUCCAUGAUCAAAAAGUUGCAGACGAUCGAACUUCUUUCUCACGACAACACCACCGCAAUCAUGAGCGCCAUCAACAAGAUCGCGGCCAACAGCCCUUCGCGCCAAAAGCCAUCUGAGCUUGAGACCAGCAUUGCUGGCGCUCUUUACGACCUCGAGACCAACACCACCGACCUGAAGGCUGCUCUCCGACCCCUUCAAUUCGUGUCCGCAAAAGAGAUUGAAGUUGGCCACGGCAAGAAGGCUAUUGUCAUCUUUGUCCCCGUCCCAUCCCUUCAGGGCUUCCACAAGGUGCAGCAACGCCUCACCCGUGAGCUCGAGAAGAAGUUCUCCGACCGCCACGUCCUAAUCCUAGCCUCGCGCCGCAUUCUCCCCCGCCCCAAGCGCUCCAACCGCUCCCGAACAUCCCUCACCCAAAAGCGACCCCGUUCGCGAACACUCACCGCCGUUCACGACGCCAUCCUCUCCGACCUCGUCUACCCCGUCGAGAUCGUCGGCAAGCGUCUCCGCACCAAGGAAGAUGGCAGCAAGACGUUGAAGGUUGUCCUCGAUGAGAAGGAGAAGGGAGGUGUGGACCACAGACUCGAUACUUACUCCGAGGUCUACCGGAAGUUGACUGGCCGUGGUGUUGCUUUUGAGUUCCCUCAAGGUGGUGCUUCCGAGUACUAG
Molecule: messenger RNA, 669 nt
Organism: Lachnellula hyalina
Lineage: Eukaryota; Fungi; Ascomycota; Leotiomycetes; Helotiales; Lachnaceae
Gene: crp-15
Product: 40S ribosomal protein
Exons: 3
Coding region: 1-669 (222 amino acids)
Biological process (GO): rRNA processing; ribosomal small subunit biogenesis; translation
Cellular component (GO): cytosolic small ribosomal subunit; small-subunit processome; ribosome
Molecular function (GO): structural constituent of ribosome
Source: RefSeq, a predicted model, not a curated record